Messenger RNA from Paraglomus occultum, 1183 nucleotides. The record is from the annotation of a GenBank genome assembly. Lineage: Eukaryota; Fungi; Glomeromycota; Glomeromycetes; Paraglomerales; Paraglomeraceae.
AUGUCAAAGGCAUGUUAUGAUUAUUUUGUGGAGAAAACGCCAAAAGAAUGGAGUGAAAUUGACUUCUUGUCAUGGCUAAACGAGGAAGACCUUUUCGCCGAAGAGGGGUUACUUAUUCACGACAGAUGGUCUAGAUGGCAUCAACGCUUUCAUACGGGCUUGGAUACCGUCAUUUCUCGACACAAGAGUAAAGACGACAACAACCCCGAAUCUUUAAGACGAAUAAAUUCGGCGAUUAAUCUUAAUAAGACUCGGUCUACUGGCUUGAGAGAUAUGGCCAAUCCGUUAUGGAGCGGCCCGUUUGGGCAUGUGGCUGAGGUUGUAACCGACCACACCGUUAUGGCAGGCCGGAUUCAGGACAAUCUUUUUAGUCUACGGGCUUGGGAGAUAUGGCCAAUCCGUUAUGGAGCGGCUGUCUUGGCUAUACAACUGUUUGCACUUCUGAUCUCUGAAUAUACCUUUUAUUAUCCCAACAGAAGUUUGCGAAUGGUGGCAGUCAUUACUGUCGCAGAGACAGCAACAAACCCUCAAAGACCAGGAGCGGUUGAUAAUAGCAAAGGACUCUCUGGAACAAGUCAAGUGGACAGCAGCCCGCAACCAAAAUACACGAAAAAGAUUUUUGGCAGCAGACAGCAAAGUGUUAUGACGAUCACAGAAUAUGGUGGGAUAUGUUGGAGCCCAACUCCUAAGCGAGUACAGCUUGAGAUAUCAACUCCGCCAACUAAUGUCACAAAUCAGUGUCAAAUCAGAAUAAUCAACUUUCUACCAUGUGACAAAGAGGAUUUCUCGUCAGACUCCGACUCUGAGAUUAUACCAGUUUCUCUUACGAACAUCUUUCUUGAAACUUCUGUCGAGCUUGAGAGGAUUCCAGACCAGACAGCCGAAUCGGAUGCACCUCGCACUCCCCAUCCUCAGCGUAAGACAACAAUCUACACAAUGCACCGUUAUAAAGGAGGUUUGCAUAUUGUUGACAUCCUUACCAACUUCACGAUUCCGGACAACAAGGACCAGACAUGUGUGCUAGAUGAAAUCGUAGAAAAAGUGUAUUCUUUUAAGAGCCGUGUAAUGGAUUAUUACCUUAAGUUGCAGGAAAUCUCGUGGAAGGCGCAGAAAUAUACUCCCUCAAAUGAAAAUCCGUUAGAAGUGUCACCAGCCAAAAAAAACAAUUGCAAAACGAUCAAGG